AUGGCGUUCCUGCUGGCAGCGGCACGGUUGGGCAGGCAGUGGUGCGGCACCUUCAGGCAGUUGAGCAGGUGGUGGCGCGGCAGCUGCAGGUGGUUGAGCAGGUCCACAGACAGUGGUGCGGUUGAGCAGGUGGCAGCAUGGCAGGAGCAGACAGUUCCGCAGGCGGUUGCACAGCUCUUUCCAGCUCAUGGCACAGUUGAGCAAGCAGUGGUGCGGCAGCCGCAGGUGGUUGAGCAGGUGGUUGAGCAGGUGGCGUUGCGGCAGCCGCAGGCAGUUCAGCAGGCGGUUGCACAGACGGUUCCACAGGCAGUUCCUGCCGGCGGCGUCACGGUCGGGCAAGCAGUGGUGCUGCAGCCGCAGGCAUUUGAGCAGGUGGUGGUGCAGCAUCUGCAGGUGGUUGAGCAGGCCAUUACAAAUGCGGUUCCAGCAGGCAGCAGCGUGGUUGGGCAAGCAGUGGCGCGGCAGCCACAGGUGGUAGAGUGGGUGGCGCCACGGCAGCUGCAAGCGGUUGAGCAGGCAGUUGAGCAGGCGGUUCCACAGACGGUGGUGUGGUUGAGCAGGUGGCAGCAUGGCAGGAGCAGGCGGUUCCGCUGGUGGUUCCCGCAGCUCGUUCCUGCAGGCGGUUGCGCGGUGCGGAGGAGGUCCCUAUCUAACGCUGUUUGCUGGGUUCGUGUCAUGGCUGCGUCGUUCUAUCAUGUGUGGCUGCGGCAGCUACAGGAUGAAGGACCAAAUGCAGGACUCACAGACACGGAGGGAUGAACACAAAAAGGCAGCUUUAUUGAGUUAUAAAAACAUUCCAUAAGGUAACAACGCAACAACAGACAGAGGAAAACACAGGGCUUAAAUACACAAGGGAGUAAAAAAGGGGAUGGGAAACAGGAAGGAAACACAGUUGGGACUAAUCUGAUAAAACGAGACAGGGAGGAAAGAAAACUGAAAGCAUGGAACACGAGACUGUCAAAGUAAAACAGGAAACGAGACAUACACAAAGAUGCAGACUUGACACAGUGACAUGACUGACUAGGGAACCAGAAACAUGGAGACAAGAGUAACUAACCAUGGAACACAGGGAAAGCACAGUGACAGAAAAUUAAAGAAUAGGAAUUAUAAAUAUAACACAAGCAGAAAACAAUAAAAGAAAACCAAAACCAUGAAAAACAACAAAUCAAAGAAUAUAACUUCAUCUGAAAACACAAAACACUGGGUCACAGACCCAGUACCAUGACACAAGUAUUUAGAACACACAGAAGAAUUGCUUAUCACAGCAUUGCUCAUUAAGGCAACAAUGCAGUGUUUUUUAAACUCCCAAAAUAUGAUUGUGAAUAUUUUGAUGUAGAAAGUGGGAUUAUCCCCAUUAGCAGCAUCUCCUCCUCUCUGGCGCACUGAGGAUGAGGUUGAUCACACAGUCUGAUGUGCAUAUGUGCUGCAUUUGUCACACCGUAUUUAAAAAUGAGUCGCUCCAUUGGACCUUAGGGUUACCAAAUCUCACUUUAACCCCUGAACACAAGGAUAACCUAAUGAGGUCUUUGCCAUCAUUGAUCGAUAACCCCACCUAUAGCCAACACCUUAACCCUGUGUUUUGGAGAAGUGAAAUAAAUAUUUAUUGUUGGAAUUUUUUAAUUUUUGAUGUGUGUCACAUAGAAUAAUUAUUUUUAUUGUCCCCUGAUUACCAAAGACUUGACUUAGACCUCACAGAGUUAACCUAAGCAGCUGAUCCUGCAAGUGGCAGUAAUACUCUCGAGCUUGCUAUUAGACAGUCCAUACAGCAAGGGGCGCACCACGUUUCUCUUCACGUACAAAUUGACCCCUGACCUCCUGUCGUCAUCCGACCCUGAAUCUCACGUUUUCCUACUGUGACCUCAGACAGUCAGCACACUUCCCAGCUCUACCUUUAGCAGCAGGUAAAACCUCAGAAAAACAUUAUUCUGGCCGCAGUGACUCUCGUUGUUCUGAUUUAGUCGCGGAUUUAACA
This is a messenger RNA of Oreochromis niloticus (Nile tilapia), 1972 nucleotides long. RefSeq lists its product as uncharacterized. The coding region runs from base 1 to 759 and encodes 252 amino acids. Lineage: Eukaryota; Metazoa; Chordata; Actinopteri; Cichliformes; Cichlidae. The transcript is spliced from 3 exons. The record is from RefSeq and is a predicted model, not a curated record.